Molecule: messenger RNA, 1379 nt
Organism: Polypterus senegalus (gray bichir)
Lineage: Eukaryota; Metazoa; Chordata; Cladistia; Polypteriformes; Polypteridae
Product: regulating synaptic membrane exocytosis protein 1-like
Exons: 4
Coding region: 904-1308 (134 amino acids)
Source: RefSeq, a predicted model, not a curated record
GUCCUUUGUUCCUUAUCCUUUGAUCAUUGUUUCUGUAGUUAAUAACUUUUGAUACAAUAGCUUUUUAACAGCUGUUUUGUGAAACAGAAUAGACAACAUUCACCAGAAUUAACUUGCAGAGCCUUUCCUGUAAUAACUAUUUGAACAUUUUACCCAACAAUAAUUUCUAGUAAAAGUAUUAGCUUGCAAAAAUAAAGCUUAAAAAAUAAAGUGUUGCAACAUAAUUAUCAAAUCAUUUAGUAAAGAAUGAUACAAUUGUAAAAGAAAAAUUAGAAUUAAAAAAAGGUUGUAGCGCAGUUUACACUGAGCAUAGCUAAUAAACUUUUACUUUUAUAGUUAGAAAGGCAUAGACGACAGUCCUUUCCCCUGCUACCUAAUUGCUUGAGCUGUUUUCCUAUUAGUGUGUAUGUAAGAAUGUUUCAAAGCAGAGUCAUCUUAAUGUAGCAUUACAAUAUGUUAAUUUGCAAUGCUUUUCAAGUCUUUGGAUCAAUACAUAGAUAGCCCAACAGAUUGUUUAACUUACAAAAAGACUUAUCCCUUGUGAAGCAAGUUAUUUUUUCCUGCAGCAACAUAGAACACGUGUAUAGACAUUGUGCAAAACAGUUAAAACUUAGUUAACAUGUAGUUUUCAACAAAUAAUGUUUUUGAUCCAUGGUGUUUGAAAUUUAGUGAGAUUACAUGCAUAUUUGUUUAACUGAUUAAUGUAAUGUUCAAAUUAAAGAUUUAUGCUUUUCAUUCUUUCACUUUUUUCACUACAGUAGAGCACAUCAGCAUGGUAGCCCCACUCAGUCCCCUCCAACAGGAACUCCUGCUUCAGGCCGCAGGGGAAGACAACUUCCACAGGUCCCUAUUAAGAGCAGCAGCAUUGAACAAGCCCUUGCAGUGGAAGAAAGAGCAAGACAGAUGAAAAUGAAGGUACAUGCUUACAAAUCAUCCACAAUGUCUAGCUCAAGUCAAGAACUGGAACACGAGGUCAAGAUGAAACGUGAGUUAUAUAAAGAUAAGCACAGAAGCUGUGACAAUGUAUCUACAAAAUCAUCAGACAGCGACAUUAGUGAUGUGUCAGCCAUUUCUCGUACCAGCAGUGCCUCUCGCCUAAGUAGCACCAGCUACAUGUCAGUACAAUCUGAACGUCCACAGGGCAGAAUCAGGUCAAAAUCCUUAGAAAGCUACAAAGGUGAGGAGAAAAGAGAGAGAAGGAUAUCGUGGGAAUUAAAUGACAAGGGCCAGGAGAAGCAUGCGAGGGAAAAAAACAUCCCAGAAGAUCUGAGGAGGAGGCGGCAUUCAGUUGCUGGUGAUUUGAGGUAAAAGUCAGCUGCCCUGCCCUGUUGCCAUCCCUACAGUGUCAUGGACCUUCCUGUUGUACCAAUAAAAUACCA